CAAAGAAGUCGAAGCCAUACAGUCCUAGUCGAAGCUUAGGAUUAGGUGUUUUUCCUUCUGUAUACUAGAAUUAUCUCAUAUUUCUAGGUUUACUUAACCCUAUUACGUGAAUACUAGCUGCGGGGAAAUUAUAUGAGUUUGGGCUGUGGUGGUCUGUCUCUAAGCCGUACUAGACCUGAACACGGCCAUUUCGCGGCAUGGCAGAUAAAUACGUUAUUCGAGUAACUGCUGGGCCAGGCUACGACUUGGAUCAACACGUCGUAGUACCAGUUAACACGCACGAGCAUGUUAAAAUUAGUAGCGAGUUAAUCGACAUCGACCUCAACGUUCGUGUGCAAAAUUAUCGGGGUCUGCCAAGGAAUUCGCCUACUACGUCUCCUUAUUUCUCUCACGAACCACAUGCUUCCAACAAGGACCAGUACAGCAUAGCCAUUCGCUUUACCCCCAAGAGGCCAGCAAGUGCGUCCAACUCAAAAACUACUUCUACCGAUCCGUCCAGGUCAUCGUCUCCGGAAACUAGCGCGGAAGACGCCAGCGGAGAAUCGACAAACGGUAUAUCCGGGGAAGAUCUCCAAUUUGGCAAUGACUUUGAACAUCCGAUCCGUGAUCGCCUCCCGCCCGGCUUUAGCUAUGCUAUGAACAUCGUAAAAUGGUGGAUCGACCCCGGCCUCGAGGGCGACGCAUACGCAGAUCAGCCAUAUCUAUACGGGCCAGCUCUCUCGUCAUUCAAUUAUAUUCACAUUGGCGCAGGGGAGGUCGAUCCCGAAAAAGGCGGUUUAUGGUUCGAGGAAGGUGGCGAUGAAGACGGGCUGAAAGAGCGAGAGGCUAUCGGCGCUCCAGCAAUAGCGAAAGAUCGCAUGAAAUGGGCUUUGAAGCCAGAAAACAAGAGAAAAUGGCUAUUCCAGUACGAUAAAACGUACUGUUUGGAAUUUUUCAACCCGUAUUUGGAUUUUAGCGAGUUCAGCCUACGCUUACCAGGUUUUACCCUACCAAUAAUGAAGUAUUGGGACGGCCAGAGCUUACGGUCCAAGCCGAAACGCUCACACACCCUUAGAUACACGCUGCGAAACCGGUCAACAAACGAUACCUACCUGGUCGUUGUGUUUACGCUCUACCUGAAGGAAGACGUUAACGAGGAUGGGUCUCUAAAGCCCGCUGCGCUGGAAGCCGCCAAGCAAGACAAGAAGGAGAUGGCUAUCGAGGCGGGAAAGGCGCAGGGGCAAGCGGAAACCGAAGACGUAAGCAAGGAUGAAGACUAUCAAGAAGCUCGCAAGAGGUUUGAGAAACUUGAUGUUCGCGAUGGAGACGGUGGUUCACAGACAGGGAAUGAUGGGGUAGAUUAAACGGGACGCUGGCUUGUCCAUUAUUAGACACAGAUUACAUUAGACUCCUUCCCUACAAGUAAAUCCUUAGAUCCUACCUACUGAACUCGCAAGUUCUGACAGAAUAUAGAUAAAAUCCAAUCAA
Messenger RNA from Daldinia vernicosa, 1467 nucleotides. Its product is annotated as DUF1769-domain-containing protein. The record is from RefSeq and is a predicted model, not a curated record. The transcript is spliced from 2 exons. Bases 198 to 1343 code for a protein of 381 amino acids. Lineage: Eukaryota; Fungi; Ascomycota; Sordariomycetes; Xylariales; Hypoxylaceae.